GCCUCCGCAAGGCAGAGAGAGAGAAGGAGAGAAAGAGAGAUAGAUCAAUGCACUCGCGGAACUCAUUGCCGCAGUCACUCUCGUAGUCCACUCGAAAUCCUGGACUAGGUCCUAGAGCCUCGACGGAUCCUCCAGGUUCUCAUGAUAGGUCUCCAGACGCGAGAACCUUAACGUGGAGAAACGUCAUCCGGAUGAGGUGCUCCACUGAAGGUGGAAACGUUGCUGCGACGACCUGGUGCGAUGAACGAUGGACGGGGCGAGCGAUCGCGAAAGACGAGGCGGUAGGACGACGACGAGGAAGACGUUGAAGACGACGGCGCCAGGUCCGGCUCGCGAAAUGGUGGGCGCUCGCGCCCUGUGCAACUGUGCUGUGAAAUGCGAUAUAACGUCGAUGCAAGCCGGCGGGUGAGAAGUGGGCGUCUCUGCACACGGACGGACACGCGCUCCAAUCGUUAGUCGACGGAGGAAUCGUUUAUCGACGCUAUCCCUAGGAGAGGAAUACUCGACCAAGAGUGGAAUUUCAUCCGCGAGUGUGCUUCUGAAGGAGAAAAGAGAGAGAGAGAGUCGUCCACUUUUGCGACGAAGAGGAAGAAUCCUUUUUUGGAUCUGUAGAAACGUCAACGAGGAGAGGAUUCCGCUUAAACCAGCUGGAAUCACAUUGAUCGAGUAUUGUAGAGAUCCCUUCCACAUUCGAGUUUGUGACUAAUCGAUGCAACACAGGCGACCUCGUAUCUCGGGCGACCCUUGGAGAAAAGAAGCAAGAGAGAGAAAGGAUGCCCAGAAUAUUUCCUCCUUAAGAUCGGAAACUCGGAUGCUUCCAAGUGAUUCACCGUGCUGAACCACGUCUGAUCAUCUUUGUUCCGCUCGCGUAUACUCGCAAGGGAAGGAUUUCGAAAGCGACGAUAGCCGAAGAAGGUAUUUCCUUCGUGAAUUGAAUGAUGUCACUGACGAUUGACCGAGAAACGUCUCACAAGUGUAUCAUGUAUUAUUCUGUAUGAUUCUAGAAUUUUUCCCCGGAAACUGUAUACCCAUGAACGUCGUACAGUUCCAUGAUUUCCUCCACGUUUCUCCAGGCUGGCAAGAAUGAUCAGGAGCUUCAAUGAGAAGCAGCCAGUCUCCGAGUAAUAAAUGGUGACCUAGAAGAAACCAAAACCCCGAGGGUGGAGUCCAGAAGAGAGCAAGAGAGAGGAUGGCAGCGAGGAGGGACGAAAAGAAAGAGGAGAUUCAAGAUUACUAGAAGAAGAACAGAGGAAGCUUAAAGAAAAUGCGAAGAGGUUACUUCUAUUACUCCAAAAGGAAGAAUGUAUUCGCAAAGGAUGGUGUACAAUUCUAGAAACUAGUUACACUCCUUCAACGAGAGGAAGGAAGUUCUCGAACACCGUCGUACACACUAACUCGACGAAGGAGGAAGUGACAUCGCGUCGAACUGAAUCGCGAGCGAGUUGAAAGGUGUCAGGAGGGGUCAGAUUCGACGCGGAUCGAUGUGACACAGUGGCCCGACGUUGACGGUGGAUUACGAGAGAAUUGCCGGAAAAGCAAGGCGACCCCGAGGGGUGCAUCUUGACUUCACGAAAGGUGGUGUCUCGUACAAGGCAAAAGGAAGGGGAAUGGCGAUGCAACAGUCAUCGACCGAGCGGAGAAGGAGACGCCUCCGGGAAAUAGAGCAAUGGUGAAAGUGCACGGGUCCUCUUUGAUCCUCCGCGAGGGACGAGAAGUAUCGACAGAUCGGGCUAUUAUACGGAAAGUGACGACUCGGUCAAGGUGGCCUGCCAAGUGGUGGUAGUAGACGCGAUUAGAACGCCGGGAGGGUAUCUUCUUGAGACUGAUGCGGCGAUGCGUCGUUCAUCGAUUGACCCGUCGUCGCGGGUCGUCCUUCGCCAAGGGAACGAGUGGACGGAAAGUCGUCCGCUUGCGAGUACGUCGUCGCAACGAUAGCUCGAAGGCUUUUAGAUGUUAAUACGCUUAGAUGGGGCUAGGUGAGAUACGCGUGAUGACCGAGUUGCCGGAGGACCAACAACGACCUCUUUCGCCAAGUUUACGCGACGAGAGUUAUUAUGCGCUGAAGAAGCCGAGAGCGAGCGGACGAGAGAGAUCGCCCUUCGGACGGACACCGGGAUAUGGAUGUGCCACAUAAAUGUCACCUUCGGAAGGAGACGUGAAUCUCCUCGCGAUGAGGGCUGCUCUUGUACGAAGGAUUUUUUCGUUGAACGAAGGAGGAGGAAAAUAAGGAGGAAGAGCAAGAGAGAGAAAUAAGCGGGCAUUAUUUGUCAGUUAAUGCGGUUUCCUCGAAUUCUGUGAGUUGUUUAGCGCGACGUCGCGCGGCUCCUUAGGAGAAGGACGUAUUAUGCACAGGUGCACGGAUUACCGUAGUAUCGAUAGGAUGUUCAAGAGCAGGAUUUUCCAGGGCGAUCUCAGCCCCGUCCCAAUUCCAGGCAGCCUGCAACAAUCCAGUCAGCAGGGCCAGCAGAGUGAGCAGGAACUGGCGACGAAAAUGCUGCAAAUUCAAAGCAAAAGAUUCUACCUUGACGUAAAACAAAACAGACGUGGAAGGUUUAUCAAAGUCGCUGAGAUUGGAGCGGAUGGAAGAAGAAGCCAAAUCUAUCUGGCACUCAGUACAGCAUCCGAAUUUCGGGACCAUCUGUCGACGUUUAGCGAUUUUUACGCAUCUCUAGGUCCACCAAACCCGGAAAACGUACCAGACGACGGAAAACUGAAAUCAGAAAUGAUGGUGAAGGAUAACAGGCGAUAUUACUUGGACCUCAAGGAGAAUUCUCGCGGCCGUUUCCUGCGGGUGAGUCACCCUGUAUCGCAGACGAUAACACGGGGAGGACCUAGAACGCAGAUUGCAAUACCAGCGCAAGGCAUGAUAGAGUUUCGCGACGCGUUAACGGACCUUCUCGAGGAAUUCGGGACGGACGACGGUGGCUUUAAAGGCGACUUGCCCGAGGGCCGUUACAUGCGCGUGGAUAGCAAGAAUUUCUAUUUUGAUAUAGGCCAGAACAACCGUGGCAUCUACAUGAGAAUUUCUGAGGUAAAGACAAACUUCAGGACAGCCAUCACCGUACCGGAAAAGUCCUGGGCGCGUUUCCGUGAUAUCUUCGCAGAUUAUUGCGAAAAGAUGAAGGAGGGAGGUGGCGUGAGCAGCAGCGGCGGAGGGAAUGUAUUGUCCGAGGGGAAGGGCUCGGUGGUGGCACAGGUACCAUCGCCAUCCUCGAACACACAGCCUAACCCCAAUCCAAAUUUAGACUCUCCCCUAAUCAAGUGAAAAAGGCUUUAACUUAACUCGAACAUUUGGGAAUUAUAACUCGUUUUCAAGUCAUUAAGCGAAGUAAAGGAACUUGUCAGAGUCGUCUAUGCCAUCGUCGGUCAUCGUCAUUUAUUAUUCAUCGGCUAUGACAUCGACAUGGUCAUCGGCAUGAUCAUCGUCAUUGUCGCACCGCCAUCACCGACACCACAUUAACUGUCACCGUCGCCUGUCACCGAGAAUAUACCGUCAUCGUCAUCGUCAUCGUCAUCGCCCACCGUCACAUCACACACCGUCACACUUGCCAUCAAGCGCGAACACCAAAAUAAUUCGCCUGAAAUAAGGCCAUUAUAUCGCAAAGAGUAUCAGCCGAUUGUUGAAUAUAUAUAUUCAUACGAUCACAGAUUUGAUAAAAAAAAGGAAGAAAAAAGACGGGGUGCACGACGGUAUAUGAUUAUUAAUACGCAAAUUAAAAUCGGCGCGUCUCGCGAAGAUGAAAGAGACGGAAGGAUGGGAAAGAGAAAUAGAUGGUGUGUGUGUAUGUGUGUGUGUGCGCGUGUGUGCGUGCGCGUGUGGGUGUGUGUUUGCAUGGAGGGAAAACGAGUCACUGCCGCUCGUGCGAAUAACACAGAAGAUAGAUAACGAGGAUAAAAAAAAGAGACACGCAACGACGGAGAAUCGAGAAAUAUAAUUAUUACGCGAUAUCUUUUUAGGCGAACACGAGUUGCCAUCGAUUAACGUUAUGAGUACUACCGUUCAUUUCCUGGCUUUCCGCGAACGCACGUUUGUUUGCUUUUGGCUGAGCUUUUCCUGUACCGAUUUUUCAUUUUCUCAGACAUUCGGAGUACACGUGCGUGCGCGUUUCACGUGUGUGCGUUGAACGAACGAGAAUCUUCGAAACGGGAAAUGGACUGUAGUGUGGAUCACGUUACAAUUGAAUUUGAUCGUUCAGAAUUUAUGAAUAAAUAGUUGUUAUAUUAACGAUUAUAUCACGACGAAAGAGGAGGGAAAAGCGUGUGGUUUGUCGCGAGGGAAAAAAAAAGGGAAAUUGCAGAAAAAGAUCUAUCGCGUUUACGUAGGCAGUACGUAUGUAUGUCUCUCUUCGAUUUAACCGAAAAGCAAAAAUCAAUCACAAACCAUGCCGCUGUAUUUUCGGCGAACACUCGUCGAGCAAAAGUCGCAGAUUGCGCGAAUGUAGAUAAAA
Messenger RNA from Nylanderia fulva, 4448 nucleotides. NCBI's taxonomy places the organism in Eukaryota, Metazoa, Arthropoda, Insecta, Hymenoptera, Formicidae. The record is from RefSeq and is a predicted model, not a curated record.